AUGAGUGCUCCGGCUAAUAACCAGUUGUACUAUGAGCUUUACCGGCGUAGCUCUAUUGGAACAGCACUGACAGAGGCGCUGGACCAGUUUAUCAGCGAGUCUUAUAUUGAACCGCAGUCCGCCGUACGGAUCAUGUCGCAUUUUGACCGAGUCAUGACGGACCAGUUGAGAGAGACCGUCAAGGCCCGAAUGCAACUCAAAGGACAUUUGCGGACCUACCGAUGCUGCGACGAUGUGUGGACGUUUAUUGUCACAGAUGUUGUUUUCAAAAUGGAUGACGGCGAUAUGGUCAAUGCCGACAAAAUCAAGAUCGUUGCUUGCAACUCUCGCCGCCCCCAGGAAUAG
Messenger RNA from Wickerhamiella sorbophila, 345 nucleotides. Its product is annotated as Transcription initiation factor IIA subunit 2. Lineage: Eukaryota; Fungi; Ascomycota; Dipodascomycetes; Dipodascales; Trichomonascaceae. Gene Ontology annotation, biological process: transcription initiation at RNA polymerase II promoter; RNA polymerase II preinitiation complex assembly. The coding region runs from base 1 to 345 and encodes 114 amino acids. Gene Ontology annotation, molecular function: RNA polymerase II general transcription initiation factor activity; TBP-class protein binding. The transcript has a single exon. Gene Ontology annotation, cellular component: transcription factor TFIIA complex. The record is from RefSeq and is a predicted model, not a curated record.